UCCUUCUGUUCGAGCAGCGUGGACUGAAGCUGUGUGUUUGGGAGCAGCAACUGAGUCAUUCUACGAUAAUAAAAACUUCUGAUGCCGUCAAACGUGUAGUUUGUUGAAAAUGUCAGAGCAGCGAGAAACAGCUGUCGUCUUUGUUCUGCAGAAAACCUUUAACUCAAAGCCCAGUCAGCUCCGUCUCAGUUGAUGUUAAAAUUGAAGUGAGUUGGUUCAGAAUGGACUCCUCUAUGAGUGCAGCCCAAAUUCGUCAGAAGUUCAUCGACUUCUUCCGUCGCUAUGAGCACCACUAUGUCCACUCCUCGGCCACCAUCCCACUGGACGACCCCACGCUGCUCUUUGCCAACGCUGGCAUGAACCAGUUCAAGCCCAUCUUCCUCAACACCAUCGAUCCGUCCCAUCCCAUGGCCAAGCUGCGUCGUGCUGCAAACACCCAGAAGUGCAUCAGAGCAGGAGGCAAACACAACGACCUGGACGACGUGGGUAAAGAUGUCUACCACCACACCUUCUUUGAGAUGCUGGGGUCCUGGUCCUUUGGGGACUACUUCAAGCACCUGGCCUGUGAGAUGGCCUUGGAGCUUCUGACCAAGGAGUUUGGCAUUCCCAUCGAGCGUCUGUAUGUCACCUAUUUUGGGGGUAGCACAGAGGCAGGCCUGGAGCCCGACCUGGAAUGCAAACAAAUCUGGAUUGAUCUAGGGAUGGAUGAGGCUCGCAUCCUGCCCGGCAGCAUGAAGGACAACUUCUGGGAGAUGGGAGACACCGGUCCCUGUGGUCCCUGCAGUGAGAUCCACUACGACCGCAUCGGAGGGAGAGACGCCUCUCACCUGGUGAACAUGGACGAUCCCAACGUGCUGGAAAUCUGGAACCUGGUGUUCAUCCAGUUCAAUAGAGAAUCAGAAACAGAGCUGAAGCCCCUCCCUAAAAAGAGCAUCGACACGGGGAUGGGUUUGGAGCGGCUGGUGUCCGUGCUACAGAACAAGAUGUCGAACUACGACACUGACCUCUUCAUCCCUUACUUCAAAGCCAUUCAGAAGGGUACAGGUGCUCGACCUUACACAGGUAAAGUAGGUGCUGAGGAUGCUGAUGGUAUUGACAUGGCUUACCGUGUACUGGCUGACCACGCCCGCACCAUCACCAUCGCCCUCUCAGAUGGAGGCCGGCCAGACAACACAGGAAGAGGGUACGUGUUGAGGAGGAUCCUGCGUCGUGCUGUCCGUUAUUCCCAUGAGAAGCUGGGGGCUCAGAAAGGCUUUUUCGCCUCUCUGGUUGAUGUGGUGGUCGAUUCCCUGGGGGAUGCGUUCCCCGAGUUGAAGAAAGACCCAGAAAUGGUGAAGGAAGUUAUUAAUGAGGAGGAGACGCAGUUCCUGAAAACCCUCAGCAGGGGGCGCCGUAUCCUCGAUAGGAAGAUCAUGAGCCUGGCAGACUGCAAGACCAUCCCAGGUGACACAGCAUGGCUGCUGUACGACACAUACGGCUUCCCUCUGGACCUGACGUCCCUCAUCGCAGAGGAGAAAGGCAUGAUGGUGGACCUGGCUGCUUUUGAGGAGGAGAAGAAGGCGGCACAGUUGAAAUCCCAGGGUAAGGGUGCAGGAGACGAGGACCACAUCAUGUUGGACAUCUACGCCAUUGAAGAGCUGAGAAACAAAAAGAUUCCCGCCUCAGACGACUCUCCUAAAUACAAGUACAGCUCGGACCAAAACGGAAACUAUGCCUUCGAGCAGACCACCGCCACAGUCCUCGCCCUCCGCCGUGACCGUGCCUUCUGUAACGAGGUGACGACGGGGCAGCAGUGUGGCGUUCUGCUCGACCAGACGACCUUUUACGCAGAGCAGGGCGGACAGACAUUUGACGAGGGCUACAUGCUGCGAGAGGACGACAGCACAGACGAUCGGACAGAGUUCACAGUGAAGAACACGCAGGUCCGAGGCGGUUUUGUUCUCCACGUGGGGACAGUUUAUGGCACACUGAAGGUUGGAGACCGCGUUACCUUACGUGUUGAUGAGGCUCGUCGUAGGCCCAUCAUGAGCAACCACACCGCCACGCACAUCUUAAACUUCGCCCUUCGGGGGGUUUUAGGGGAGGCAGACCAGAGAGGCUCCCUGGUCGCUGCAGACCGUCUUCGCUUUGACUUCACAGCUAAAGGUGCGCUGAGCACCGGGGAGGUCCGACGGACUGAGGAGAUUGCCUGUGCUCUCAUAAGAGAUAAUAAGGAGGUGUAUGCCAUGGACGCCCCACUCGCAGAAGCCAAAGCCAUCCAGGGUCUGCGUGCCGUGUUUGACGAGACCUACCCCGACCCCGUCCGAGUUGUGUCUAUUGGUAUCCCCGUGGAGGAGCUGCUGAAGGACCCAGAGAGUGCUGCUGGUUCUCUCACCUCCAUCGAGUUUUGCGGUGGAACCCAUCUGCGGAACUCGGGUCACGCAGCACCAUUUGUCAUCGUCUCGGAGGAGGCCAUCGCUAAGGGCAUCCGCCGUAUUGUUGCUGUGACAGGAGCAGAGGCCCAGAAGGCUCAGAGAAAAGCUGAUUCCCUACAACAGUCUCUGUCCUCCCUGGGAGUCAAGGUGAAGCAGCAGAAGGCCCCAAACAAGGACAUCCAGAAGGAGAUCGCAGACAUGACAGAGAUGAUAGGCACAGCAGUGAUCUCUCAGUGGAGGAAGGACGAGAUGAGGGAAACUCUGAAGGGCCUGAAGAAGAUCAUGGAUGACCUGGACCGCAGCUACAAGGCUGACAUCCAGAAGAGGGUCCUGGAGAAGACCAAGGAGGUGAUCGCGAGCAGCCCCAACCAACCGCUGCUCGUCAUGGUGCUGGAGAGCGGGGCGUCGGCCAAGGCUUUGAAUGAUUCGCUGAAGCUGCUGAAAACUCAGUCCCCUCAGACCGCCGCGAUGCUCUUCACCAUUGACCCCGAGGCCAGCAAGAUCAUCUGCCUGUGUCAAGUCCCAGAGGAAGUGUCCAAACGCGGUCUGAAGGCCAACGAGUGGGUUCAGGAGAUUUGCCCCCUGAUGGACGGCAAAGGAGGCGGCAAAAACAUGUCGGCCCAGGCCACGGGCAGGAACACACAGUCCCUGCAGGAUGCACUAGAUGUGGCCAACGAGUUUGCACGGCUCAAACUGGGAGAGAACUGAGGCGGAGAGAGGAUUUGUUGUGAUGGCGGAGGAGUCGUGAGUCAGAAUCCAGCCAACAAGUCUCCUCCAAGCCUCCCCACUCUUUCCUCUUUUCUUCUCUCUUAGGGUGAAAAGAUAAAAACUUCCAGGUUGGUUUCCCACUCCUGCAAUAACAAGAGAUGACCGCUGACACUCAGCCAGCACUAAAUGAGCCACUUGUUUUUUACACAAUAAUUGCAUCCUGUAAGAUCAUUCACUUUGGAAAUUGCUUGAAUAUAGAAGAAGAUCCUCUCGUGCAGUAAAGCUUAACAGAAAGAAGAUGAGAAAGUAAUCGUAGUGUCUCCGUCAUUAUCUCAUUCCCACCACAAAUGAAAAUAAAAGGGAAGAACUUUUGAUGGUUUUAGCUUUCUGCCAGUACCAUACAGCUCAGGUGAAGUGACUAAACCUGUUUACUUUCUGUAUCAAACCGGUGUCCUGAUCAUGAAAUACUUCCACCAUGUCUCUGUUUGUCUCAUUUCACUGGUUUUGUCUUUAAAACCCCUGCAGGUUCAUUUUCUGCUUCCACGUUAGCUGGGAAAGAAAAAUGAAGCACAAAUCCCGCUCUUAAAUGAUUUAGGCACAGUGUGCGCAGUGUGUCCUGUGUUGGCUGAUCUUCUGAUCUAAUCUGAACAGUGUCUUCGUCCGUCUGUGUGAGUGAAAGCCUCAGUUCUCUCCUUGAUUUGUCGGCCAUGAGUUGUAGCUGUGUCAUUAAUCUUUUUUCAAAUAACAAGCCGUUAUCUGUCAUGUGUGUCCCCAGGUUUAAUUUAGUAAAUUAAUACUUCAUUCAUAGAAUAAAUGAUCAUUAAUUUGUGUCAUAAUAAAUCAGUGUCGCUUCAUUCCGCUGACAUUUGAAAUCGAUUGAAUGCAGAAUGUGGAAAAUGUCCUUCAUUGUUGCUGUCGGAGAAAUGUCACGUUAUGAGAUUGGAAUAAAUACGACUGGUAAAUGCUG
This is a messenger RNA of Labrus bergylta (ballan wrasse), 4089 nucleotides long. Lineage: Eukaryota; Metazoa; Chordata; Actinopteri; Labriformes; Labridae. The record is from RefSeq and is a predicted model, not a curated record.